Adineta ricciae is the source of this 411-nucleotide messenger RNA. The record is from the annotation of a GenBank genome assembly. NCBI's taxonomy places the organism in Eukaryota, Metazoa, Rotifera, Eurotatoria, Adinetida, Adinetidae.
AUGGCUGAUCAAGAUGCUGCUGGUUUAAGCGCUGCUGAAUUAAAAAAGAAGCACUUAAACACCGAACAAUUAAUGCCAUUAAUACACUGCCGUGCUCGUCGUCGUCUAUCACGUGGUCUUAAACGUAAACCAAUGGCUUUGAUCAAACGUUUACGUAAAGCCAAAAAAGAAGCACCUGAAUUAGAAAAACCAAAAGCCAUCAAAACACAUUUACGUAACAUGAUCAUCGUCCCCGAAAUGGUUGGUUGUGUUGUUGGUGUUCAUCAAGGCAAAACGUUUAACUCAGUUGAAAUCAAACCUGAAAUGAUUGGUCAUUAUCUCGGCGAGUUUUCAAUUACAUACAAACCAGUUAAACACGGUCGACCUGGUAUUGGUGCAACACACUCAUCCCGUUUCAUUCCACUCAAAUAG